Guillardia theta CCMP2712 is the source of this 798-nucleotide messenger RNA. RefSeq lists its product as hypothetical. Lineage: Eukaryota; Cryptophyceae; Pyrenomonadales; Geminigeraceae. The record is from RefSeq and is a predicted model, not a curated record. Gene Ontology annotation, cellular component: membrane. The transcript is spliced from 3 exons. Bases 1 to 798 code for a protein of 265 amino acids. Gene Ontology annotation, molecular function: sulfotransferase activity.
AUGCGUGCCUUGGACUUCGGCAACUUGACCCAUCCUGGUCCCGAUGGUUCCAAGACCAGCCAGCCGCAGAUGUACUUUUUGUGCUACAUGAACGAUCGUUGGAAGGCCAUGCUUCUGCAUAUUCCUAAGAACGCUGGAAGCUCAGUCGCGGAGAACCUGGCAGAUAUAUUUUGUGCAGCAACUGAAAAUGCGACAUGCGACACCAAAGAGCAAAGGAUGAAACAUUUCAAGAUAUCCGAGAAGUGUGUGAAGAAUCCAUCUUAUUUCUCUUUUGCCUUCACAAGAAACCCGUGGGAUCGCGCAGUGUCUUUCUGGAGCUACGGGCUGAAAAGGAGGCAGCUGGCUGUCAAGGACUUGAAGAAAAGAAAAGAGCUUGCGGCAAAGUACUGCAGCUUCAGACAGUUCCUCUUCAACAAGGGGCGCGGAGGGUGCGGGUACCACACGGAGUAUGAGCAAUACCCUCUCAUCUACGACUCCAAGGGUCGGCCAGGGCUCAACUUCCUCGGCCGAGUUGAGCACUUCCAGCGAGACUUCCAGGCGAUCUUAAUGCGGAUCGACCCCACGGGGAAACUCCUGGCCGUCUACCGUAAGCUGGGGUUUGUGAUGCACAACGACUCGGGGCACAGACCCUACCAGGACUACUACAGCGACGAUGAGAUGAAGACAAGAGUGACUGCCAAGUGGCCACAGGACGUGAAACUGGGAUACACAUUCAACUUCACGGGGGUCAAGAUGAACAUCACGACUUACGCUGACGGUAAGCCUGCAGCAGAGCUCAUGUUUGGGGAUGUCGCGUAA